CUUUUGCGAGAUAUUGACAGUUUACAGCUUUAUCUACGCAAGUUAUUUUGUAAAGUUUUUUAUACAUGUCUCUUUUAACACAAAACAAUUACUGUUCACCUCACAGUGCGAUAGUAAUAUCCAAUAACAGCGAUUUAGAUGGUCAAAAAGUAGUAAGAAGGUUUAUUAACUCGGCUGUUUAUGUAGAAAAAGUUUUACCAAAUAUGGAAACAGAAGAUUAUAGAUUUACAACAUACACAAUGCCUACUAGAAAAAAAACUUUGGGUGGAAUAAAAAAAACACUUAAAUGCUGUUGUGGUACUGAUUACAGUGAUUGUCCUUGCCAUCCAAAUAAUAACAUUAAUAAUGAAUUCAAUGGGUACAUUUCUAAUAGAUCAACAAAUAGCAAAGUUUCAGAAGGUUCAUUUACUGAAAUAGACAGUCAGAUAACAGUAAAAGAAAGAUUGAAAGAUAAUGCUGAAUUUAGACUAUCAUUGACAUCUUUAUCAACUCAAAACAAUUUUCUUGAUAGCGAAGAAAAAGAAGAGAUAAUAAAAAACUGGAUAAGAAAAAAACAAGCAGAAAAAAGACAAAGAUUGCUAAAAGAGCAGAAGAAACAAGAGAAAAAACAAAAACGCAGAGAGGAGGUCUUAGAAAUGGAAAGAGAUAAUUUUAAAAGAUGGCUAGCCGAUAAGAAACAAGAAGAGAUACUAAGAAGGCAAGAGAAACAAAAGGAAAUGGAAGAAUUAAAACAGAAAGAGGAAGAAAGACAAAAAAGGCAACAAGAAAAUGAUUUAACUUAUAAAUUAUGGUUGCAAAGGAAAAAGAAAGAUGAGCUAGAGAAAAAAAUUAGAGAUAAAAUAAAAGAACUGGAAGAGAUGGAAGAACGUGACAGAAGAAUAGAGGAAAAUAAAAUAGCUUUCCAAGAAUGGGUAAAACACUCAAAAGGCAAACCAAAACCUUUACCAUCAAACCAAGGAUUAACCAGUUUGUGUUCAUCAUUAUCUGUAACAUACAUAAAUCCUGUACCAUGGACUCCAAAUAUAAAACAUGAAUUUGGAAUUUAAAUGUGAAAAAUAAUAAAUAUAUUUGUUAAAAACUGUUUUAAUGGGUAAGAAUACAAAAUCCAAAGCUUUAAAUAAGAUCCACCUAUUUAUUAUGAAAAAUACUUUAUAUCUCAAUUAAUACCAACAAUAAAUCAAACAAACAUAAUAGAAAGUACUCACUUGUAUUAAAAUUCAAAAAAUUAUUAAAUUAAUACAGAGAUUCUGUUGCAUUGUUGGAUCUUGGCUUUUUAAUUUUAUCUAGAUUUUUAACAACAAUGUCAUGCAAGGCGCAAUAUCUGUUUCUUAUUUCUGACAAAACCAACCAUAAACUCAAAUAUUCUUUCUCAUCUAAUUCUUCAACUGCUCUGCGGUAAUCCUCAAU
Molecule: messenger RNA, 1407 nt
Organism: Brassicogethes aeneus
Lineage: Eukaryota; Metazoa; Arthropoda; Insecta; Coleoptera; Nitidulidae
Source: the annotation of a GenBank genome assembly